Molecule: messenger RNA, 576 nt
Organism: Penicillium samsonianum
Lineage: Eukaryota; Fungi; Ascomycota; Eurotiomycetes; Eurotiales; Aspergillaceae
Product: cytochrome P450
Exons: 2
Coding region: 1-576 (191 amino acids)
Molecular function (GO): heme binding; monooxygenase activity; iron ion binding
Source: RefSeq, a predicted model, not a curated record
AUGGUCCAAGCAGACCCAAAUACCAAAAUUGAAAUAGUGCGCAUAUGCAACCUUGCCACAUUCGACAUCAUUGGUGAGUUGACCUUUGGAGACAGCCUUAAUGUUUUCACGGGAAUCGACAAUAGUGACUGGGGUUUGUUUAUCUUCUGCAAUUCGCCGAUUGGCGGGCUUCUACCCCGGACUUCUGGCACUUAUUCCAAAUCGCUGGUCGAGGAAAAGAUUGCGCGCUAUGACAAGUGCAAGGAGUGUGUCGAUGAACGGGUUAUCCAUGAACUGACCCGACUGGAUCUUUGGGGUCUGAUCAUGGGCCAAACGGGAAAGUUGCGUCUGACCCGCGAGGAGAUGUACGCAAACUUACAGAUAUUCAUGGCUGCUGGCACCGAAACUACAGCCACGACCUUGAGCGGCUUGACAUACCAACUCUUACUGAGCCGAGACAAGCUUGGUAAGAUCACAAGUCAUGUUCGCCACACUUUCAAACGUAAUUCGGAUAUCAAUGCCACCACACUGGCUGGGAUGGAAUACUUGAAUGCAUCUAUUGACGAGGUCUGCGAACUCAUCGCCCAGUUCCUGUAG